Bombyx mori (domestic silkworm) is the source of this 2454-nucleotide messenger RNA. RefSeq lists its product as uncharacterized. NCBI's taxonomy places the organism in Eukaryota, Metazoa, Arthropoda, Insecta, Lepidoptera, Bombycidae. Bases 1 to 2454 code for a protein of 817 amino acids. The record is from RefSeq and is a predicted model, not a curated record. The transcript is spliced from 3 exons.
AUGGAGGCAAACGAACAAUUAGUUAGAGAAGAAAAUGAAAAGAAACUGUUACUACAACAAAAUGCCAUCCUAAAGGCUGAGUUACAAAAACUUAAAAUGCAAGGCAUUGAUAAAACGGACCCACCCCCCACAGACCCAUUAUUUCCUCAACCUACCUCAGUAUGCAGAGUAGCCAUAAAACUUCCUCCCUUCUGGCCUGAUCGACCUGCAAUUUGGUUUGCUCAGGUAGAGGCACAGUUCUCGAUUUCAGGCAUCUCCGCUGACCUGACUAAAUUUAACUACGUGAUUGCUCAGUUAGAUACCCGAGUUAUUGGGGAGGUAGAGGACAUUAUUCUCCGACCACCACCUGAGGACAAAUAUGGUCGCCUCAAAUCCGAGUUGAUCCGUAGGUUGUCCGCGUCUGAGGAGCAACGUGUCAGGCAACUUGUCAGUGAUGUUGAGUUGGGUGACCGCCGUCCUUCGCAGUUUUUACGUCAUCUUAGAUCAUUGACAGGAAACACCCUCACUGAUGAAAAUUUGCUUCGCCAGCUAUGGAUGCGUCGCCUCCCACAACAUUUCCAAGCAAUUUUGGCCGCCCAAUCAGAACUCUCGCUGGACAAAGUCGCUGAGCUAGCGGACAACAUUUUGGAAGUUUCGCCUGACACAGGCUCCGACCUCUCCUGUUACCCAUACCAGUGGUUAGCAAAUAAGCCGGUACGUUCAAACUAUACGUUAGCAGCUGCCAAUGGUAGUGAGAUACACACUUUUGGUCACAUAGAAAUGGCGCUUAAUUUGGGGCUACGCCGCACAUUUCAAUGGCGAUUUAUUAUCGCUGACGUCAACACCGCCAUCAUCGGCUCGGAUUUUCUGGCGCACUAUCGGCUGUUGCCAGAUUGUGCCAGUAAGAGACUCGUCGAUAGCAUUACCGGGUUGUCAUGCGUUGCUGCCGGCGCUGUUUUAGACCAGACCAGCGUCAAAGUUGUCUGCGCUCCGUCAUCCCAAUUUAUUGCACUUCUUGCGGAAUUUCCGUCCAUUACGAAGCCACCAGGACUUAUUCGUGAGCCGAAGCAUAACACAGUUCAUUAUAUUCUAACCACUGAGGGCGCCCCAGUCUCUUGUCGUCCUAGACGUCUGGCACCUCAAAAACUUCAAGAGGUCAAAACGGUUUUUGAUGAUAUGGUACAGUGCGGGACAGCCAGACCUUCGAAAAGUUCGUGGUCUUCUCCACUUCAUAUGGUCCCUAAGCGCGACGGGACCUGGCGACCCUGCGGCGAUUAUCGUGCAUUGAAUUCACGUACCAUACCCGACAGGUACCCAGUUCGCCAUAUUGGUGACGUUGGCCAUAACAUAUCUGGGUGUAGUAUAUUUAGUACAAUCGACUUCGUUAAGGCAUAUCAGCAAAUUCCUGUUGCGCCUGAGGAUAUCUGUAAAACCGCCAUCAUAACACCCUUCGGACUCUGCGAAUUUAAUUACAUGACUUUUGGUCUGCGCAACGCAGGCCAAACGUUUCAAAGAUUUAUAGACGAAGUUGUCCAAGGUCUCGAUUUUUGCUUUGCGUACGUUGACGACAUAUUAGUGUAUUCCCGUGAUGCUCUUCAACAUGCUGUACACCUUCGUACUCUUUUCAAGCGUUUUGAAGAUUACGGAAUCGUUAUAAAUCCAGCAAAAUGCGUGUUUGGUGCUCCUGAGGUUACUUUUCUCGGAAACAGAAUAUCCGCCGACGGAACACAACCGCCAUCAGAGCGCAUUCAAGCUCUAAAAGAUUUUCCUCUACCACAGACUAUACAAGGACUCCGUCGUUUCAUUGGGAUGGUUAAUUAUUAUCGCCGAUUUCUGCGCAAUGCGGCCAAGUUACAAGCACCGCUAGUCAACGCGAUCGUAGCCACUGGAGGUAAAGGUCUCACACCGAUCACUUGGACACCUGAGCUCCAAGAAUGCUUUAAUGCCUGUAAAGAUAGCUUGUCAUCUGCAGCUCUGUUGGCACACCCUUUGCCUAACGCUGAACUAGGGCUUUUCACCGACGCUUCCAGUUCUCACGUAGGUGCCUGCCUUCAGCAGAAAGUCGGUGAUGCUUGGCAACCCCUGGGUUUCUUUAGUAAAAAGCUGAAUCCCCGACAGUGCCAGUGGCCAGCAUACUACCGAGAACUUCUUGCGGUAUAUGAGAGUGUGCAACAUUAUCGACACUUCCUAGCCGCACAGCACGUAACGAUUUAUACGGACCAUAAGCCAUUAGUUUACGCGUUCUCGCAACGUCGCGAAAGGCUUCCUCCGGUACAGUUAAAUCAACUGUCUUUUAUUUCACAGUUUACCACGGACAUUGUCCAUAUAAAAGGGGUGGACAAUACGGUGGCGGACGCCAUGUCCCGCAUCGAAGCUGGCGACCACGCCCAUUUGUAUCGGAACCUAUGCGAAAGAAGAUUUUUGCUCAGCUACAUAAUCUUAGCCAUCCUGGUACUAGAUCAACCAUUCGAUUGA